Adineta steineri is the source of this 519-nucleotide messenger RNA. The record is from the annotation of a GenBank genome assembly. Lineage: Eukaryota; Metazoa; Rotifera; Eurotatoria; Adinetida; Adinetidae.
AUGGGUUGUGGAAGCUCAAAUGCUACUUCAACAACAGAACCGAAUAAUAACAUUACCGAGUUUGCUGUUUAUGCCGGUCAAGUAAAACAAACGUGGCCGGAUAUAAAAAAUAUUGAUAAAUUAGGAGCAAAGACGUUUGCCUAUUUAUUACACAAAUAUCCUGAAUUUAAAACCUUCUAUCAUAUACCAGAAGCGUAUAAAACUGAAGCUGAUUUACUUAAUGCUGAUGAAGUGAAAGAACCGGGUGAAAGAUUUAUUGCAUGGUAUUCAGAUAUAAUUGAAAAUAGUGAUACAAAAUUUGAAGAAAAACUUCGAGAACAUGCCAUUGAACUUAAUAACCAGGGUGUACGUGCAACUCAAGUUAAAAAUUAUGGUGACAGUCUUAUUCAUGUUAUUAGCUAUGAACUUAAAAAUGGAUUAACUGUUGAAGAAAAAAGAGCUUGGCAAUUAUUUUGCACUCAAGUAUCAAGUGGUUUAGCUAUGGAAUUAGCUAAAUUUCCGAGAAAAUCAAUAGUUUAA